GGCGAUGGCCAGCCUGAGGCUAACCCUGGCUAACAGUAUCCAGCCUGCAGGCCAGUAUUUUCCCAUUCAAAUAAAUUUGAUACAGAUUCCAAGGAAUGCCAUCCAGGAUGAGAAGUUCAGAGGUGAUGGUCAUAUCAAUGGUGAAACUGACUAGAACAAUAGCAGCACCGGGGAGCUCACCUGUGCAAUCCCUUCAAUAUGCAGAUGGUUGGAGUUAUUCAAACCAAUAUUUAUUUAAAGUAGACUCGUGUUCUGGUGACUCACGCAAUCAACAUUUUGCCCCAAGUGGACAAUAUUGUUCUGAUGGUGGAUGGAGAGAUUUCUGAAAUGGGCUCCUACCAAGAACUUUUACAGAGAAACGGGGCUUUUGCAGACUUCCUCCGUUCAGCUAACAAUGCAGAAGGAAAGGAGGACUGUGGCUUACAAGCUGCAGGGAGCACCAAGGAUAUCAUCACUUCCAGAAACACUGUGCCCCAAGGAAAGCUCUGCAGAUCAGGUAGAUCUUCUAUUCUGAGAGAUGAUGCCAAAGCCAUAAAUCAAGUCUGCCCAACUGCUACAGCCCAAAAAGAUUCAGGAAGAUUAACAGAAGGGGAGAAAGUUCAAACCAGCAAGAUCAAUAUUUCCAUUUAUCUGGACUACUUGAGGGCCACAGGGCCUCUGAUCUGUUUGUACAUCGUGCUCUUGUUCAUGUGUCAGCAAGCUGCCUCGUUUUGUCGUGGUUACUGGCUCAGUUUGUGGGCAGAUGACCCUGUUCAUAACAGAACGCAGCAGCACACAGAGCUGCGAGUUGGAGUCUUCGCUGUUCUUGGAGUCCUUCAAGCCAUUGGCAAAUUCGGGUCGACUGCAGCCGUCCUGCUAGGAGGAGUAAUAGCGUCACACAAGCUUUUCCGGCAGUUACUGGAGAAUGUUGCCAGAUCCCCAAUGAUGUUCUUUGAGCAGACGCCCCCAGACAAGCUGAAGUCCUUGCUGGGAUUCUUGUUCAGUUUACUGGAGAUCUACAUUGCUGUGAUAGUGGCUACGCCAGUAGCAGUAGUGGCUAUAGUACCACUGACAGUGCUGUAUGCCGUGUUCCAGAACUUCUAUGUUGCCACCUCCUGUCAAGUGAGACGCCUGGAAGCUGCUAGUCGUUCACCGAUCUAUUCCCACAUUUCAGAGACGUUCCAAGGGAGCAAUGUGAUUCGUGCUUACAAGGAGCAACAGAAGUUCAUUUUACAGAAUGAUUCCAAAGUGGAUGAGAACCAGAGAACAUGCUUCCCUGGGGUUGUCGCUGACCGGUGGCUUGCUACAAACCUAGAGUUUCUGGGUAAUGGUAUCGUGUUGUUUGCAGCCCUGUUUGCUGUGAUUAGCAAAACACAUCUUAGUCCAGGGAUUGUUGGCUUUUCCAUUUCGUAUGCUCUUCAGAUAACUGGCGUUUUGAACUGGAUGGUACGCUCCUGGACAGAAAUAGAAACCAACAUUGUGUCUGUGGAGAAAGUGAAUGAGUAUUCAAAAACUCCAAAAGAGGCUCCUUGGAUUUUAGGCAGUAAUUCUGCAAGUCAGGCUUGGCCAACUGAAGGAGCAAUUGAAUUUAGAAAUUUUGGAUUGCAGUACAGGCCAAAUUUAGAAUUUGCACUGAAAAACAUCAAUAUAAAAAUAAACGGGCAAGAGAAGAUUGGCAUAGCUGGAAGAACAGGAGCUGGAAAAUCAACCUUUGCCGUGGGUCUUCUGAGAUUAGUAGAAGCUGCAGAAGGCGAGAUCUUAAUUGAUGGAGUGAAUAUUGCCCAAAUAGGCCUCCAUGACCUUAGAACCAAAAUAACUCUUGUCCCCCAGGAUCCAGUUUUGUUUGCUGGUUCUCUACGAAUGAACCUAGAUCCUUUAAACAAGUACUCGGAUGAAGUCAUCUGGAGAGUUUUGGAACUAACUCAGCUCAGGAACUUUGUAUUGGAUCUCCCUGAUCAAUUAAACCAUGAGUGCACUGAGCGAGGGGAGAACUUGAGUGUUGGUCAGAAGCAGCUCAUGUGUCUGGCCAGAGCACUCCUGCGGAAAGCCCAAAUCCUGGUGCUAGAUGAGGCCACCGCAGCAGUAGAUCUGGAAACUGAUCUUCAGAUUCAGUCGACCAUAAGGACUCAGUUCAAAGAGUGGACCGUGUUAACAAUCGCUCACCGUAUCAACACCAUCCUAGAUUACGACAGGAUUUUGGUCUUGGAAAAUGGGCAUGUUGCUGAAUUUGAUACUCCAGAGAAAUUAAUAGCACAGAAGGGACUAUUCUAUAGACUGGCUGAAGAAUCAGAACUUGUCUGUUACCCAAGAUACCAUAGUACCAGCACCGUCUGAAAGAACAGAUGUGUUCUUACUUCAGCUACAUAGGUUUGCUAUAAAAUGCCUGAUAUUUACCAAAAAAUCUGACUUGAAAUUGAGCCCCAAACUACACUGGAUACAUGAAGGGAAACUGCAUUGGUGUGCUUGGAAGAUAAUACAGGUAUACUGUGCCUAUCACAUGCUAGGUGAGAUGAUGACUGGAAAAUGAGACCUGUUUUCACACACUCAUGGGAGUAUGUUAAACUAUGGCUGCAAUUGUGUAUUAGUUACCAAGUUUGUUGUCACUCUCGAGGGGACAGUGAACACGGUGUAAUAUUUUAACGUAGCUCCAAAUUAAUUGGCUUAGUUUUCAAAAUGAAAUAACUCAGUUACAUUCAAUUAAUCAGAUGAGCCACUUAGAAUUCUGGAGUAGGCAUACAAAUAUGUACUCACAUCUUACACAUUUAUGGCAAAAUAACUGAGCUUUCCAAUGAGCUCUGUUAAAGAAUAUAAAUAAUCAGGGCUCGACAAAUCGCUGUUUCUACUCGCCACAGGCGAGUAGAUUUCAGCCGGUCGCCCUGUUCACCAGCGGCACACGCAUGCCGCAUGCACAAUGCAGGGCUGGUGAGUAGAUUUUGCUGCCGUUAGUCAAGCCCUGUAAAUAAUGGUAAAAUACAUGGUGCAACAGUUAUCGGAGUGUUGUGGAAAUUUCUAGAAUGCCAAAGAAAUCAUACUAGAUAUGUAAUGUUCUAAUGAAGUGAAUAAUAUUUUAAAUUGAAACAAAUGAAUACACAAGUAUUUUCAGUACUAUGCACGUUUUACUGUAAGGUAUUUACUCAUGUAUGUAGAUGCUCCCCUAGCACUCUUAUGGAGAACAUGGAUUCCAAACUAGCUGAUGGAGGAGUUACAAUAAUGAAAGAUUAGUUUCUAUUUUAA
Molecule: messenger RNA, 3213 nt
Organism: Pelodiscus sinensis (Chinese soft-shelled turtle)
Lineage: Eukaryota; Metazoa; Chordata; Testudines; Trionychidae
Source: RefSeq, a predicted model, not a curated record